Rhodotorula toruloides NP11 is the source of this 2049-nucleotide messenger RNA. Its product is annotated as potassium voltage-gated channel Eag-related subfamily H member 8. Lineage: Eukaryota; Fungi; Basidiomycota; Microbotryomycetes; Sporidiobolales; Sporidiobolaceae. The record is from RefSeq and is a predicted model, not a curated record. Gene Ontology annotation, cellular component: nucleus. The transcript is spliced from 7 exons. The coding region runs from base 1 to 2049 and encodes 682 amino acids.
AUGGAGGGUGCAAAGCACACUGACUACGCUGCGCAGCCCUCCGGCGGAACCACCGCUGCCGCCCAGCGCCCGGACGGCCCGCGCAGCACCGGCUACGACCCUCAGAGUAGCGGGCAGCAAGUCUCGCGCUCGCACACCGGCAAGAAGACGGAAGUCGAUCGACCCGCAGAGUUCCCGUUCCGCGAGAAGCAGACGAUGGCCAACGAGAGCGACACGACGUCGGCCAGCGACUGGGCUCCGCAAGCUCCGCCGCCGAUGCACCUCCCCGCGACCAACCUCCCCUUCCUCCCCGAGACGACUCCCGAGACUCGCCACAUCAAAGGGACGACUUCGAAGCCGUACAACGUUCCUUUGACGCCGAUGCAAGCGAGCAUCUCGUACUCGCUCUCCCGCGUGUUGUCAUUGCCUCGCUUUGCCGCCUUCCUCGACACGCCACAGGGUUUCGCCCAGUUCUCCGCCUACCUUAGCUCGGUCGCUCCGCAAGGUCGUUCGCUCGCUGAGCUCGAGCUCUGGAAGGACACCCGCGUUCUCAAGGACAUGCUUCAGCAGGCUGGUCGCGGAGCUGCCGCGAUCAACGAGGUCUACUUUCGCCACCCGCACGACGACUUGGUCCCCGACCUCCCGCCCAACGUCAAGCGCAAGUACAUUUCGACGCUCAGGAAUGCUCGCGGAGGUGCGCUCGGACUCGAUGAAGCAUCGAAGCACCUCCUCGAGUCGCUCUACCGCAAGGAGUUCGUCGGAUUCAUCAAGUCCCGCCUCGUCCGCCACACGAAGGAGCAGCUCGCCAAGUAUCACCUGCCGCAGGAGGACAGGGGCGGCAUCGGGUCCGCGUUCCUCCUCACCAACCCGAGGCUGCCGGACGACCCGAUUGUCCUCGUCUCGCCAGGCUUCGAGGAGUUGACGGGCUACUCGACGAACCAGAUCAUUGGUCGCAACUGCCGCUUCCUCCAGGGUAAGGCGACGGCGCCGGAGGCCGUCAACAGCAUUCGCAGCCAGCUCGAGCACACCGACGAGGUCCUCCAGCUCGUGCUGAACUACAGGAGCUCCGGCGCUCCGUUCCUCAACCUCCUCUACAUCCUCCCGCUCCGCGACCGCGAGGGCAACAUCGCCUACUUCCUCGGCGCCCAAGUCGACCAGACCCGCGCCCUCACGACCGGCACCGACCUCUCGCUCAUCUUGCCCGAGGACCAGGACCUCCGCGCCGACAUGACUUCGUUCUCACCUGCGGUCCAGGUCGAGGCGCAGGACGUGGCGAAGCGUCCGGUUCCUCCCACGAAGGAGGCGCUCGACGAGGAGAUUCCGUUGCCCGAGGGCGAAGGAGACGAGGAAAAGGAUCGCUACGAGCAGCGUGGAGGCGACGGAGGAGGCAGGGCGACGUCGGUCGUCCAGGAGGUGAAGGAGGACGUCGGCCUUUCGAUUAGGAAGCUCCUCCCUUGCUUCGGCAAGAAGCGCGAGGCUCGCGAAAGGCGCGAGGGCGGCGAGGAAGGGACGCAUGACCAACAGGAUGAGACGACGACUGCCAGCGAGCCGCGCGCCUCAACGGAAGAGGGACAGCUCGUCCCGCCUCUCCAGAAGGAGUCGAGGAAGGUCUCGCUCGAGCAGCGCAUGCUCGACAUUCAGGUCACGUACGAGCGCGUCUCGAUCGUCAAGCGCACGACGCACGAGAUCCUCUUCACGUCGGCCGGCUUCUUGCGCUCGCUUGGCUUGCCCGGCACGACUCGCCAGGAAGUCGACCGUUCCCCUCUCGUCUUCCACAACCUCCUCGACUUGAUAGUGGCUCCGUCGGCGCCGAACGCCUCGUCGACCGCGACGAAGGAGCUGAGGGAGUCGGUCAAGGCGGCUUUCGAGCAGGCCAAGACGAUGAACCUGAUCUGCGGCUUCCUCUACAAACCCGAGUACGUCUCCACGUUUGCUAUCAUUGUAUCGACGAGCUCACGAACUCUCUUUAACAGCGGACCGCAAGCUCCCGUCGCGACCGGCCGUCUUCACCUCUCCCCGCUUCUUGACAUGUACCGCGAGUGCGUUGCGAUGGUUGCUGUGCUCGGCUAG